Molecule: messenger RNA, 2758 nt
Organism: Entelurus aequoreus (snake pipefish)
Lineage: Eukaryota; Metazoa; Chordata; Actinopteri; Syngnathiformes; Syngnathidae
Product: centrosomal protein of 83 kDa-like
Exons: 17
Coding region: 164-2563 (799 amino acids)
Cellular component (GO): centrosome
Source: RefSeq, a predicted model, not a curated record
CGAAGAGUCCAGGUGGAGAAGAAAGAGACGGGUCUGCAGAACACCAUCUUUGAACUGAGUGCACAAGUAGAUGAACUGACGCAGGAAAGUACUUCAGCCAAUAAGAAGUUGCACGACUAUCAACAAAAGCACAGCGAGUUUCGCCGCCUGCUGAUGACCAACCAUGACUUUUUCAGUGGCGGUCCUGCCCAGAUCAUCUCCACGUACCGGCCCACCUUUUUCCCCGGGCCUGACAGAAUGUUACCCAACAAACAAGAAGAUGAGGAGGAACAGAAAGAACUGGAUUUAUUACGUCAGAGGGUGGACACGCUGGAAAAAGUCCAGCAGCAGCAGCUGGAAGAACUGGGAUGUGUGGAGCCUCGGGAGCAGGAAAACAUCCCCCCAUGCUGAUGGCCCCCAAAAAGGUGAAAUGACUUCCUCCACCUUCCCGCAGUCUUCUCCCCUCGGGGCAAACCUGGAGCUGGGACUGCUGGGAUUGUCAGGCGGGACGGAGAUGGAGCUUCAGAAGAUGCUCAUUGAUGAGAGGACCAAGUGUGAACUGCAUCGGCGCAACUACGAAACACUCAAGGCUGAACACAGCAGCUUGCAGGAGGAGUUGAUGCAGGUCCAGGGGGAAGUUGAGUACUUGCAGGCUCAGCAAGAGAAGCUCCAGCUGCAGCUGGUGGAGAGGACAGGAGAAGUUCUGGAGCAAAACAGGGAGCUGGAGGAGCUCCGACUGCAGGUGAUGACUCCUCAGCGGCUGGAGUUGCUCAGAGCUCAGGUGCAGCAGGAGUUGGAGGAUCCUGUCCGAGAACGCUUCUCCAAACUGGAAGAGGAGGCAGAGAAGUACCGCACAGAAUUCAACAAGCUGCGCUAUGGAUACACGCUGCUUAACGCCCAGUUCCAGCACCAGAAGGAGGAAAGCACUCGUGUGCUGGAGGAGCAGAAGCUACGCUAUGAGGCGGAGAUCUCGCAUUUGGAGAAGGACAAGGAGAACCUGGUGGCUCAGUACCAGAAUUUGGAGCCACUGCAGGAGAGGAAAGAAGUGGAGGUUCUGCUUCGAGAGAAAAGCCAGCUCACCCUGCGUGUGAAGGGCCUGCAGGCGGAGGUGGUGGAGGUGCAGGCCCUCCAUCGCAACUCUGAGCAGCAGGCUGAGAAUGUUCAACGUCUUCAAAAGCGACAGCUGUCAGAAUGUCAGGCUGCUUUAAACUCUCUUGAGGCGGAGCGGCAGUCCUUGCGUCUGCGACUGGAGCGCAUGGAGAGCGAGCUGGGAGUGGCUAACGAGCAGCACAACCAGCUCACCCGCCAGUGUCACAAAGCUGAGAAACAAGUCACCUGCCUCACCAACCAGACUGAAAGUCUGAGGCAUUCCCAUAAGAUGGAGGUGGCCAGCGUCAAACUGGAGUGUACCCGCUCUAAAGGAGAGGUGGAGCGGGCGAGAGACACCCUGAAGGGGCAACUUGAUGGUAGAGUCUUGUCAUGUUGUCAGGUGAGCAGCAGUGGCAGCUUCAUGUGUGUGUCAGGUCUGCAGACGGACGUGGAGGUGCUGAAAGCUGCGCUAGAGCGACAUAAGGAGAUUGUUGUGGAAAAAGAGAGGGAGUUGGUCAGGAAGGUGCAGUCUGCACGUGAGGAAGAAAUCUACAAAACCACCGUCUUGCAUGAAGAAAAGCUGGAGUUGGAGCACCGCCUUGCAGAGUUGGAGCAGCAGGUGGCGCUGCAGGAUACCAAAGAGCAAGCCCAGAAAGAGGAAUGGGAGGAGCAUCUUUGCAUUGCCCAAAAAGGGGAGGAGUCUGUGCGCAAAGAACUGCAGACACUCAAAAGCAGAUUCAAGCUGCAAAGCUGUCAGCUGCAGGAGCUGGAGAGACAGACAUCGCUGAUGACGGACCUGAAGCAGAAACAGCAGGAACUCUGCGGGGAACUUGGAACUUUGUCGCGCUCUGAAGCUGAGCUGAUGGAAGCAAACCAGCACCUGAGGGCCAAACUGGACAACAUGAGGGAGGAGCUGAGGAACGUCCGAGCUCAAGCGGAGAGGAGCCAACACGAGGCUGAGAGGCGGGUGGAGGAGAGUCACAUGGAGUGGUUGGAGGACAAACACAAGCUGCAGGAGCGCCAGGCCAAGCUAGAAGAGAAGUACUCUCAGCUGAAAGAAAAGUUGCACAAGGCAGCUGUCGCUCAGAAGAAGAGGAGAAGUCAGAGAGAGAAGAAAGAGAAGAGUCUACAGAAUACAAUCCAGCUGCUAGAAGCACAAAUGGAACAAAUCAAACUGGAAGCUGCUGCUGCCAACAAACGUCCUCUUCAGUGGGAGGAGCAUGCUCAGAUGCGCAGGAGGUUACGGGAACUUCAGAGAAGACACGACGAGUUCCGGCGCCUCCUGCUGGGCGACCACAGUUCCUUCACCUUUGGCCCCGCCCUUCUGACCUCCACGCAAAAGCCCUUUGUGGUGAGGGACAUACCUGUAGACAUAGUGGAGGAAGAGGAGAUGCUUCUGUUGCGUCAGCGCAUGGACCAGCUGGAUGUAGCUCAGCAGCAGCAGCUCCAAGAACUGGGAGGUCUGGUGCACCAGGACCCUCAGGUGGACCUCUGACACCAGGAUCCUCAGGUGGACCUCUGACACCAGGACCCUCAGGUGGACCUCUGACACCAGGACCCUCAGGUGGACCUCUGACACCAGGACCCUCAGGUGGACCUCUGACAGCAGGACCCUCAGGUGGACCUCUGACACCAGGACCCUCAGGUGGACCUCUGACAGCAGGACCCUCAGGUGGACCUCUGACACCAG